Camelus dromedarius (Arabian camel) is the source of this 619-nucleotide messenger RNA. RefSeq names its product colony stimulating factor 2 (gene CSF2). NCBI's taxonomy places the organism in Eukaryota, Metazoa, Chordata, Mammalia, Artiodactyla, Camelidae. Gene Ontology annotation, cellular component: extracellular region. The record is from RefSeq and is a predicted model, not a curated record. The coding region runs from base 1 to 435 and encodes 144 amino acids. The transcript is spliced from 4 exons. Gene Ontology annotation, biological process: myeloid cell differentiation; immune response. Gene Ontology annotation, molecular function: granulocyte macrophage colony-stimulating factor receptor binding; growth factor activity; cytokine activity.
AUGUGGCUGCAGAACCUGCUUCUCCUGGGCACUGUGGUCUGCAGCAUCUCCGCACCCACCCGCCCACCCAGCCCUGUCACCCGGCCUUGGCAGCAUGUGGAUGCCAUCAAGGAGGCCCUGAGCCUUCUGAACGAGAGUAAUGACACUGAUGCUGUGAUGAAUGAAACAGUAGAAGUCGUCUCUGAAAUGUUUGAGCCCCAGGAGCCAACAUGCCUGCAGACUCGCCUGGGGCUGUACAGGCAGGGCCUGCGGGGCAGCCUCACUUCGCUCAAGAGCCCUUUGACUUUGAUGGCCAGCCACUACAAGCAGCACUGCCCCCCGACUGAGGAAACUCCAUGUGAAACCGAGAUUAUUACCUUCAAAAGCUUCAAAGAGAAUCUGAAAAAUUUUCUUUUUACCAUCCCUUUUGACUGCUGGGAGCCAGUCCAGAAGUGAAGCAGGCCAGAUCAGCCAGAAGUCAGCUUGGGAGCUUACCUCACAGACUGCUGCCCUCCUACCCACAAAGAGCCAAACAAAACUCAGGAUCUUCACCUUGGAGGGACCACAGUGGGGGCCAGGGCUGUAGGGGGCACAGAUUGCUCUGGGUCAUGUCGACCCCGAUACGGCCAUGGUAGGGGAA